This is a messenger RNA of Lagenorhynchus albirostris (white-beaked dolphin), 1223 nucleotides long. It is a transcript of the gene CDKN2D, whose product is annotated as cyclin dependent kinase inhibitor 2D. The record is from RefSeq and is a predicted model, not a curated record. Gene Ontology annotation, biological process: regulation of cyclin-dependent protein serine/threonine kinase activity; negative regulation of cell population proliferation. The transcript has 3 exons. Gene Ontology annotation, cellular component: nucleus. The coding region runs from base 138 to 626 and encodes 162 amino acids. Gene Ontology annotation, molecular function: protein kinase binding; cyclin-dependent protein serine/threonine kinase inhibitor activity. NCBI's taxonomy places the organism in Eukaryota, Metazoa, Chordata, Mammalia, Artiodactyla, Delphinidae.
AACGAAUCCGCGGCGUUCGGGGGCGGGACCCCGAGCGCGUUGGCUCCGCCCCCUGGCGGCCGGCUCGGCUGCGGCGUCGGCGUCUGCUCAGAACAGACCCCGCCCGUCGAGGAGGAGGGAGGGCCGCAAAUAUCGACAUGCUGCUGGAGGAGGUCCGCGCCGGCGACCGGCUGAGCGGGGCGGCGGCCCGGGGAGACGUGCAGGAGGUGCGCCGCCUUCUGCACCGCGAGCUGGUGCACCCCGACGCCCUGAACCGCUUUGGCAAGACGGCGCUGCAGGUCAUGAUGUUUGGCAGCCCCACCAUCGCCCUGGAGCUCCUGAAGCAAGGUGCCAGCCCCAACGUCCAGGAUGCCUCCGGCACCACUCCAGCCCAUGAUGCAGCACGCACUGGAUUCCUUGACACCCUGAAAGUGUUGGUGGAGCAUGGCGCUGAUGUCAAUGCACCUGAUGGCACCGGGGCCCUCCCCAUCCAUCUGGCAGUGAAAGAGGGCCACACGGCUGUGGUCAGCUUCCUGGCUGCCGAGUCCGAUCUUCAUCACAGGGACGCCAGGGGGCUCACACCUCUGGAGCUGGCAAGGGGGAGAGGCGCUAAGGAUCUCAUGGACAUACUGCACAUACCACUGUGACCUGGGGCCACCCACUCCGGCAGCAGGACCCGGCUGGGUUCUGUGUCAGAAAAGGAGAGAAGAAACACUUUCUCCCUUUCUUCCUCCUGCCCACUGCCGAGGGGCACCAGUUUGUGGCUUGUUGGUGUUGAUUUCUGGGGUGUGUGUGUUUGAGGUACAUUUCUCAUUUUUUUUUCUCACCCCUUUUGGUGUGUUGGGCAGAGAAGGGCUCCUGCAGGCAACAGCCACCUAAACGGUUCGGUUUCCUCCACGCCCCGACUGCUGGGGCUACAGACGAGUCCCAAGGGCAGAGCGUUUAAAGCCCCAGCCCUAGAGUGAGGUCAUCGCUUCCAAGGCUCCUGGAACCUGUCGACCUUGGCUGGCUGUACCGAGAGAGAGACCUCAAGUGUGCACACUGCUUUCCGGCAUGGGGGAGGGGGGAGUGUUCCAAAUCAAUAAAAGGGUAGUAUGAGUUCAUUCAUAUUUUGUUGAAAGCUUGGUUUCCAGUCCCUUGUACAGCGUUAAAGAAAAAAAAAGUCUAUUUAUUAUGAUUUAUGGAAGAAAUUGUUGUGUGUGUAAUUUAAUGUUUUUACCCAUUAAAUUAAGACUUGUGCAUGA